AUGCAGGCGGCGGCCUCUUACCGGGGCGCGGCAGCCCACCGCCGCGCCGGCCACCCUUACCGACGCCCUCCCGGUCCCUCUCUUCUUCUACCCGUCCGUGUCGCCGGCGUCGGCCGUCUCUGCGACGCGGCGGUUCCGCUCCGAUUCGGUCCCCUGCCCCUUCAUCGGGCUCGCGGCGGUGGCGGCGGCGUUUUCGCGCACCUCGAUGCCAGCAAUGGGGAGGCGUGGCAGAUGACGCGCGCGCUCGGGCUAAUCCUUGCUGAUCACCAGAAAACUGCGCAUGCUAGCCUGCUGAAAACUGCUGUUCUUUCAACAAUGUCGAUGCUCAUAAUGCCUCUUGAGGCAUCAGCUGAGACAUGUCAACCAACUAGUUCUUUUGCCAAUAUGCCGAUUUUCAUUGCCGUCGCUCUAAUAGGAGCUGCCGUGGGUGGAUUAUUAGCACGGCAAAGAAAGGACGAACUGAAGCGAUUGAACAAUCAACUUCGUCAGAUUAAUACUGCUCUUAGAAGGCAGGCGCAGAUUGAAUCGUUUGCUCCUGGCCUUACUUAUGCGCCUGUAGGGAGAGCAGGAGAAAUUGAGGUUAUUGUUGAUCCCAGGAAGCAGCAGUUGGUGGUAAAUUUGAAAAAUGGGAAGAAUUAUAUGAGGAAUCAGGACCUUGAUAAGGCGGUAGUGGAGUUCAAGACGGCUCUGGAGCUUGCAGAAAGCAUAGGGGAUCGCUUUGAGGAGAAGAAAGCUGCGCGGGGAUUAGGCGCAUCACUGCAAAGGUUGGGACAGUACAGAGAAGCAAUGAGCUGGUACUACAAGGUUCUGGCGCUAUCAAAGGAGACCGGCGAGGAUUCUGGCUGCACCGAGGCCUACGGCGCGAUAGCCGACUGCUGCGCUGAUCUCGGCGAUUUGGAGGGAGCAGCGAAGCUGUAUGACGAGUACAUAUCAAGGCUGCAGCCCCGCGAUUGA
Triticum turgidum subsp. durum (durum wheat) is the source of this 954-nucleotide messenger RNA. The record is from the annotation of a GenBank genome assembly. NCBI's taxonomy places the organism in Eukaryota, Viridiplantae, Streptophyta, Magnoliopsida, Poales, Poaceae.